AUGCCCCAGUCAACUGCUCAUUUAAAAAGUCCACUUCUUCAUACAUUGUUAGAAAAUUUAACUCAAUCAUCAAUUUGCACUUCUACAGCAAUAUGGCAUGUUCCAAAUCCUGUAAAUUUCAUAUGUCAAUAUCACGAAAAUGCAUUCGAUACUAAAAACGACUUACUGACUACGAAUUCUGAUGCCACAACUAAUAAUUACGAAAAUAACUCUGAUAAUAAGUUUAAUAAGAAGUUACCAACCGAUCAAGAACAACAAAACCACUGGUCCAACGAAGAGAUCAAUUCAAACAUAUCUUCAUCAAAUCAAGAACCUAAUGAAGUCUACACAAUGACAUUUUUAGAGUUAAAUAAUGCAGCAAAUCGUAUAGCAAUGAAUUUAGCUAAUUAUUUAGAACGUAAAUGGUCAAGUAUUACUAAUAAAAUCAAUAGAACUCAAUUAAAUCAACACAGUUCAUCAAUAGAUCAACCAAUUGACCAUAGAAAUCAAUCGGAUACAUUAAUUGCAUUAUUUAUGCCUCCAGGGAUAGAUCGUAUUGUGGCUCAAAUUGCAUGUAUGAAAUUGCAUUUAGCAUAUAUGCCAUUGGAUCGUAAUGUUCCAGCUGGACGUAUUACACAAAUUCUGACUAAAUUAAAACCUAUUUUAAUAUUAAUUGCUAAAGAUUAUUAUGAUUCAAUGUAUGAUGAUGAAAUUGAAGAAAAGCAUCAUGAUAAAACAUCAUCAUCUUCCAUAGACCAUCAUAACUCAUCCUCCACAUCAUCAUUAUCAUCUAGGAAAUUUUCAUCGAAUGAUUUCAUCAUUGGUAAUUUAAAUGAAUUGAAAAUUACAUUUCAGUUAUUUGAUAUAAAAGUAUAUGAAUACAUUAAAUUAAUGAAAUUAUCAAAGUAUUACUCCAGAUCAGAUAUCUAUACUGCAUCCAUUCCAAGUAGAGUUUGUCUAUUUCCAUUUGAAUCCGAUCCAGUUGUCUUGGUACUAUUCACUUCAGGGAGCACAAACUCUGGUCCAAAACCUGUCAAACUUAGAACUACUCAAAUGUUCAAUCGCUUAGAGUGGCAGUGGGACUCAGCUUCAGAUAUGGACUUGCCGAACUUCGAAAAUACCACAUGUAACUCUAGCUUAUCAGUCAGACGGAUCGGUCUAGCUAAAACUGCUUGGGGUUUUGUUGAUGCAUUUACUGAGUUAUUCAGCUGCCUUUUAGCUGGAAUACCUGUAGUUAUUCCUGGUGGACCAGUCUGUCCAAGCGAAAAGUCAGUAACUGAUGUUCAGCAACUGAUGAACCUCACCAAACACUUUAAAAUUAGUCAUAUUACUACAGUUCCUGCUCAAAUGAAUCUGUGGUUGAAGCAGCUACGUUUGAAACCAAAGGAAAUUGUAACAAGUAAUUUGUCCAGUUUACGGACUGUGAUUGUUAGUGGCGACAUGGUUCAUCCUAAAAUGGCUUGUGAAUUUUUCCAGUUAUUCAAAAAUCCAGAAAUACGACUAAUAAAUCUAUACGGUACAACUGAGGUGGCUGGUGACAUAACUGGAUUAGUAUUUCGUAGUGAAUUAGAUGUGAAGAAGCAUACAAAAGUCGUACCAUAUGGCCUAGAAAGGGAAAAUAAUGAAACUGGAAAACCAGUAUUAUCAGUUGGUUCCGUCAUUCAAGGAACAGCUAUUUUCAUAGUUCAGAAUGAUGAUGAUGACAAUCAUCGUCACCAUGAAAUAGACGACGAAAAUCAGUUAGACAAAUGGUCUAAUCCAUCAUUAUCUAUAAUUGGAUCAGUCGACCGAAAACCUAACUGGGAUAAGUUUCCAUUUAAACUUUUGCCUAAAGGACAUAUUGGUCAUGUAUGCAUACUUGGACAACAAGUUUCCGACAGUGCAAGUAGUUGUCAACGAAUUGAGGCUUUGUCAGAAGAUUUAGAUUGUUUGCAAACGAAUAAAUACAAGUCAGAUAGGUCGUGUGAAAAUGAUAUGUCAAAGGAAAUCAGUGUUUUUAUGCCAGGAGAUUUAGGAUUUAUAGAUCCUCAAACCAAUCAUUUAUAUAUAUGUGGUCGAACUAAUGAACUAAUCAAAGUUAAUGGAAUCAGAUUUCAUGCAAGUGAUAUAGAUAACCUAUUUAUUGAGUUAAAGAAAAAGUGGAAUGCUAAAAAUAUGAUUAAUUGUACUAGAGAAGAAUUACUUGUGAAUAAAGUUUCAGAAACAAUUACACUAACCAUACAAACUGUACAUGGACGUGAUUUAAAACUAGUAUGCUUUUAUGUACUUCAUAUGAAUGAGAAUCGAAAUUCAAUGAAUAUAGAACCCAAAGAGAAUUAUGAUAAAUUAGAAGAUCUACCUAAACAUGAUGAUUUUAUCUCUGUAUUUAGUCAUUAUUUACCUCCAUACCUUUCUCCUACCUUCAUAAAUGUUGAUCAUAUUCCGUUGAUGCGAACAAGCGGAAAAGUUGAUAAGGAAUAUCUACGUCAAUACUAUUAUUCGAAACAUCAUUGGGAAAUUUCUGAAAUAACAAAAGUUCUACAAUCUGGUUGGAUAAAUGAUUCAACAAAUAAUAUUAGUGUAGCUGAUCAAUCAUUUGGUAAAAUCCUAAAAGAUUUUAAGCUAAUCAAAGGUCGAGAACGUGCAAGAAAAGUUCUAGCCGAAGUACUGGGAAUUCGUGGUCCAAAUGGUGAUGUCAUACCUGGUAGACCAAAAGAUGACGAAGAUUUUUAUUUACUUGGAGGUGAUUCCUUACUGACUGUACUAGCCACAGAACAGUUAAGACAACUAGGAUUUAGUGUAAAUCUUGAUGUAUUCACUAAAACAGGAAAGAUUGGAUCAAUACUAACAAAUCUUCAAAAUACCGAAUCAGAUUUUCUAAAAACUCAGGAGCUGUUUACCUCAGAUUUAUGGACAGUGAACGAGAUUCCAUUGAAUAAAGUUUUGAAAAAAUCGCAUACAUGUAAUUUGAUUCAUCGAAUCCCAUUGAUGGAAGAUGAAUGCUAUUUAUCACCUACAAUUUAUCCUCAGGGUAGUUAUGAGAUUUUUAUCGAACAGUGGAAUGAUGGAAACUUUAGUGCAACCGAAAGACAUGAAAUUAUUGAUGUUUUAGUCAAUGCAUUUAUUGAAAAAGAUCGACUAUCUCAUGCACUAAAAUUGGAUCGAACAGACAUAAUAGAAGCAAUUGAAGUAUUCCUGAAUGCUCAUAAAUCUAAUCCAGGGAUUGUAUUAACAGCCAGGUACUAUUAUGAGAACCCAUAUGAACAUACAUUUGUAAAAAAUAAAUUGGUUGGUGUCUUAAUCAGUCUUCCAGCUAAGCAUGUUCCUUCUCUUGAUCAAACACCGAAACUUGCAUUGGUUCAACGAUUUUUUGAUGAGUGUUGUAAUGACGACCAAUUUCAGGAUAUUUCGAUGGACAAUUUACUUGCUACUCAAAUGGUCGCCAUUACAUCUCAAUCUCCAUACAGUAAAUCAAAGUAUCUACAAUGUGUUCUAUCUAAUUGGAAGAAAAUAUCUCUAAAAUUAUUGGCCAGGUUAGAGAGAGAUCUCUUGAGAAUUGCUGCAAAACAGGGUUAUGUGGGUGUUAUAACCUUCAAUACAAACGAAGUGACAGAAGAAGUCUGUUCUCAAUUAGGCUAUAAACUAAUCAAGACAACAGCGUUGAAAUCAUUUAUGAAUAAAGAAAAUCUUUUCUUAUUACCCCAAUAUGAACGUGUAAGAUGUUCGUAUAUGAUCAAAGAAUUAAUUCUUCCUACUUAA
Molecule: messenger RNA, 3717 nt
Organism: Schistosoma turkestanicum
Lineage: Eukaryota; Metazoa; Platyhelminthes; Trematoda; Strigeidida; Schistosomatidae
Source: the annotation of a GenBank genome assembly